AUGAGGAGUUUACUACAGCUUGGACGUUCUUUUUCUCGCUGCCGUGUACGUUUGUGCCAUCAGAGCGUGUACAAAAAUCACGGCAAUGUACGAAGUGUGGGAGUGGACCUCGGAGACAAAAAGCUGGAAAUCUCCUCCGGGAGGCUUGCUAAGUUUGCUGAUGGAUCUGCUGUAGUGCAGCUGGGCGACACCUCUGUGAUGGUGACAGCUGUGAGCAAAACCAAGCCAUCUCCCUCUCAGUUCAUGCCUCUGGUGGUAGACUACAGGCAGAAAGCAGCGGCGGCUGGAAGAAUCCCAACCAACUAUUUGAGGCGAGAACUUGGUACCACUGACAACGAGAUUCUCACCAGCAGACUCAUAGACAGAUCAAUUCGGCCUCUCUUCCCAUCGGGUUAUUUUUAUGACACUCAGAUUUUAUGUAAUUUGCUGGCUGUUGAUAGCGUCAACGAUCCAGACGUGCUAGCCAUCAAUGCAGCUUCAGCUGCUCUCGCUCUCUCGGACAUUCCUUGGAACGGACCUAUAGGUGCGGUGCGUAUGGGUUUGGUAGGUGGCGAGCUGCUGGUCAACCCUACCAGAGCAGAGAUGGCAUCCAGUACAUUGAACAUGAUUGUGGCAGGAGCCCCCAGCAGUCAAGUGGUGAUGAUCGAGGCGUCGGCCGAGAAUGUUCUGCAGCAGGACUUCUCUCAUGCUGUCAAGGUUGGCGUCAAGCACGCACAGCAAAUUAUCCUUGCUAUCCAGCAGCUGGCGCGAGAGCUCAAAGUCACCAAGCGCACACCGCCCAAGAUGUUCUCGGCCCCCGCCGACAUGGUGGCGCUCGUGCGGCAAUUGGCUUCAGAGAAGAUAUAUGCUGUAUUUACUGAUUAUACACAUGAUAAGAUUUCAAGAGACGAAGCAAUCAACAAGAUUCGCCUUGAGACCGAGGAAUACCUCAAAGAGAAAUUUCCUCAAGCCGAACCUUUUGAAAUCGUCGAGUCCUUCAACACUGUGAGCCGGGACAUCUUUAGAAAUUUAGUGCUCAACGAAUAUAGGAGAUGCGACGGCAGGGAGUUGGCAGCUUUGAGAGACAUCUCUUGCGACGUGGACCUCUUUAAACCACUUCACGGAUCCGCUUUGUUCCAAAGAGGACAAACCCAGGUUCUGUGUAGCGUCACAUUUGAUUCGCUGGAAUCCAGCGUCAAAGCGGACAUUGUUACCACAGCAUUGAGUGGUAUCAAGGACAAAAAUUUCAUGCUUCAUUAUGAAUUCCCACCUUACGCCACCAAUGAGAUCGGGAAGAUGGGAGGUCUGAACAGGAGAGAGCUCGGACAUGGGGCCCUAGCAGAGAAAGCGCUGCGACCAGUCAUCCCCAAGGACUUCCCUUUCACCAUCAGGGUCACGGCCGAGGUGCUGGAGUCAAACGGGUCUUCAUCAAUGGCCUCUGCAUGUGGGGGAAGCCUGGCUCUCAUGGAUGCGGGCGUCCCCAUCUCCUCGGCCGUGGCUGGUGUGGCCGUGGGCCUCAUCUCCAAGUGCAACCCUGACAAGCCCUCAGAGAUCCAGGACUACAGAUUGCUCACUGAUAUUUUGGGAAUAGAGGAUUACCUUGGAGAUAUGGACUUCAAACUGGCAGGAACCAACAAAGGCAUCACUGCGUUACAGGCAGAUGUGAAGAUUCCCGGUUUACCUCUCAAGGUGGUCAUGGAAGCCAUCCAACAAGCCACAGUUGCAAAGCGGGAGAUCUUGGGGAUCAUGAACAAAAGUCUGGCAAAGCCCAGGUCGAGCAGGAAGGCGAACGGCCCGGUCGUUGAGGAGGUGCGCGUGCCCGUGUCCAGGCGGGCUCUCUUCAUCGGACCGGGAGGUUACAACCUUCGACGGUUACAAGCUCAAACAGGCGUGACCAUCAGUCAGAUAGAUGAGGAGACAUUUUCCAUCUUUGCUCCCACACCGGGAGCGCUGAGCGAGGCGCAGGACUUCAUCAAGGAGAUCUGCAGAGAUGAUCAAGAGCAGGAGCUGGAAUUUGGUGCCAUUUACACAGCCACUAUCACUGACAUAUGUGACAUUGGCAUCAUGGUGAAGCUGUAUCCCAACAUGAGCCCUGCCCUUGUGCAUGUCUCCCAGUUGGACCACAGACGGAUUAAACAUCCAAGCGAUCUGUUUCAAGUGGGAGAGCAGAUUCAGUUGAAAUAUUUUGGACGGGACCCCAAGGACGGCAGGAUGCGCCUCUCACGCAAAGUACUUCAGUCUCCUCUCGCCACUCUGGUCAAGAGGCUGAGUGAUAAGCAGAGCAUCUCCAUGGAAACAGCCACAACCAAUUCCGAACUGUGA
Messenger RNA from Nerophis lumbriciformis (worm pipefish), 2301 nucleotides. NCBI's taxonomy places the organism in Eukaryota, Metazoa, Chordata, Actinopteri, Syngnathiformes, Syngnathidae. The record is from RefSeq and is a predicted model, not a curated record.